AGAGGUGCCGAUCACAAAAGCCAGCAACUGCUUCAUGCUGUCUCAAAGCAGCAAUAUUUAGUAUAUUGCUAGUGUACUAGUGGAUGAUAGUGGCGAGUUGCGUACCACAGCAUACUUAGAACUGGAACUAGCUGCACAAGCACAAAGUUGAUGAGCUGGCCAGCGCUUGAGAUUUGAAUUGCUCGGACAUGACAUACCACUUCUGUCCUCGUCCGCCGCCUGAUCAGAGGGGUCAGCAGGGCAGUCCGAAUCGGUGCAUCAGAACAUUUAUUUGCUUGUGCAUUGUUUGAUUGUUUGCUUGUGCAUUUGUCAAACUUGCGGGCCUCAACGUUUCUUAAGCGGUCGAACAUGGCGCGCUCAAACAGUCUGCUCAGCCUCGCUGCAGCCAGUGUAGCGCUGCUUUGCCUCACAACUGGACCAUUGAGCUUUCUUGUGCCCCAGUUUUGCAAACAGGCACAGACAACACUUUUGUCACCGGCUUCAGCUUCGACACAGGGGUUCUACGCAAACGCCACAUUGCAGAAUACACUACCACUACAGCCGCACUGGGCAAUUGCUUCUGCACUUUUAGCAGCUUUGGCGACAAGGAAGCUCAACAAAGUGGGCAGAGCAGCCCAGGCCAAGAAGCAAAAGCCCCUCCGUGACCAAGUUGCCCCGGAGAAUGCCGAUGCAGUGCGCGAGGAUCGAAAGAAAGGCUCAAAGAAUGUGAAGGGAGGUUCAAAGAUGCAGAGGUUUUUCAGCGUACGGAACCGCAAGUUCUGGGACUUCACUGUGUGGCCUCGAACAUACUUCAAACGUGUAUGGGAGAAGAAGGACUGGAUGUAUGCUGUAAUUUUUGGCAUCAUUCAUGCUGGUGCAUUCAUGGCACCUUGGUACUUUUCAUGGGAUGCCUUUGCAGUCUUCUUUUGUGGAUAUGUCAUUACUGGUCUUGGCAUCACGUUAUCCUACCACCGUCAGCUCGCCCAUCUUUCCUUCAAGACCCCGAAAGUGGUGGAAUAUAUUCUGGCUUACUGUGGAGCCCUUGCAAUGCAGAGCCAUCCAAUCAAUUGGGUGUCUUCUCACCGACAUCACCAUGGAGCAACCGACACGGCCAAUGACGUCCAUUCUCCCAAAGAUGGAUUUUGGUGGUCACAUGCUGGAUGGCUUCUGGACCAGAAGGGCACCUGGAUGCGAGUGGACCGAAGCAAUGUCGAUGACUUGUCGAAGCAGUGGUACUACAGAUUUUUGCAGAAAACAUAUCCAUUGCACGCAAUUGUCCUUCCCAUUGUUGGUCUUUAUUGCUGGGGAGGCCUGCCAUAUGUCCUUUGGGGAUUCUUUGCGCGAGUUGUGUGGACAUGGCAUGUCACAUGGGCAGUGAACUCUGUCAGCCAUGUUUGGGGUUUCCAGGAUUGGAACACUGGCGACAUUUCGAUGAACAACUGGCUGAUUGGAAUCCUUGCCUUUGGUGAGGGCUGGCACAACAAUCACCAUGCUUUUGAGACAUCGUGUCGGCAUGGGCUGAAAUGGUGGCAAGUCGAUGUGACUUGGUACAUCAUCAAGCUUUUGGAAACCGUCGGCAUUGCAUCAGAUCUGAAGUAUCCGACUCAAGCCAAGAUGAAGAAGCUGAGCUGGGACAGUGACGAAGCUGCUAGUGCUGCCAUCGCUUGAAGAAAGCGAUGAAAGGCCAAGCAUCCACCCAUCCGCGACAUUUGCAGCGCGAGUGAAUCUGGUGGGGAGGGAUGUGCUUUGUGAGCUCUGCUUGUGUGCCUUGUCACACACCGAAGCUCCACCAGGGAGCCCCUUCCAUCAAUUUUCCUUCUCCCUUUGUAGGGCAAAUUAGUAAAAACUGCGAUGCACUUUGGAGGGAUGGUACGGACGCAGUAUGUCAAGCGACUCUUGCAAAUCCGUGGAACGCCUGUCGACGUUGCCAACCCUGAGCUG
Messenger RNA from Durusdinium trenchii, 1920 nucleotides. NCBI's taxonomy places the organism in Eukaryota, Dinophyceae, Suessiales, Symbiodiniaceae. The record is from the annotation of a GenBank genome assembly.